This is a messenger RNA of Engraulis encrasicolus (European anchovy), 7438 nucleotides long. RefSeq names its product melanoma receptor tyrosine-protein kinase-like. Gene Ontology annotation, molecular function: ATP binding; epidermal growth factor binding; epidermal growth factor receptor activity. Bases 343 to 4191 code for a protein of 1282 amino acids. The transcript has 27 exons. Lineage: Eukaryota; Metazoa; Chordata; Actinopteri; Clupeiformes; Engraulidae. Gene Ontology annotation, biological process: negative regulation of apoptotic process; cell surface receptor protein tyrosine kinase signaling pathway; protein phosphorylation. Gene Ontology annotation, cellular component: signaling receptor complex; basal plasma membrane; plasma membrane. The record is from RefSeq and is a predicted model, not a curated record.
AGUCCCGUGCCGAGGUUCAGCAGCCCACAGCUUUUCAACACAAUCAAUAUCGAGCAAGAGGAGCGCAGCAUGCACUUCUCGAUAUAGCCUACUGUAUUUGCUUUCGAACUUCGCUGUUCUUAUGUUUACCCUCCCUCGCAGUAACGUCAUGCCGUUGCCGUCUACUUACUUCACGCGCGACAUUCCAGUUUGACAGCAGAAUCCCCCUAGAGCGUCUCCGUCGACGGCCCACCUCACCUGCGUACGACUCUGUCGUUUUGAACAUUUUGGAUUUCUGAGAUCCACCUGAGCCAAAGUAUGGAAUAGGCUACAUGAUUUUACAAGAAAGAAGCAGCGGCAAGGAUGGAAAGAAACAUAAUGCGGUUAUUUGCUGGAAUUCUCUGCGUUACUUUAAUAUCUUUUAGAAGUUUUGUAUCGUCGGAGAAAAAAGUAUGCCAGGGCCUUAGCAACAAGAUCACGUUGCUGGGCAACUCUGAGAUGCACUACAGAAACCUGGUGCGGAUGUACAGCAACUGCACCAUAGUGCUGGACAACCUGGAGAUCACUCACAUCGAGGAGAACCGCGACCUCUCCUUCCUCAGGAGCAUAGAGGAAGUGAACGGCUACGUGCUGAUCGCCGUCAACUCUGUGUCGUCCAUCCCCCUGGAGAACCUGAGGCUGAUCCGAGGCCACACGCUCUACGACGACCGCUUUGCGCUCACCGUCACGUCCAACUACGACCGCAACGACUCCUCGCCAGUGGCCCAUGUGACCAGAGGCCUGCGAGAGCUGCCGUUGACCAGUCUUACAGAGAUCCUCCAAGGUGGUGUGAAAAUCACCUUCAACCGUCUGCUGUGUAAUGUGGACACCAUCAAGUGGAACGACAUCGUCAACAGCCAAGACGUGGUGCUGAACACUUCAAGUUUCACCGGUUUCUGCCAACCAUGUGACCCAAGUUGUUUUGAAGGAUCUUGCUGGGCGCCAGGACCUGAAAACUGCCAAACAAUGACAAAGCUAAUCUGUGCUGAGCAGUGCUCCCAUCGCUGCAAAGGCACUAAGCCCAACGACUGCUGCAAUGAUGAGUGUGCCGGGGGCUGCAGGGGACCCUAUGCCACUGACUGCUUUGCCUGCAGGUCCUUCCAAGAUGGUGACAUGUGUGUGCGGGCCUGCCCCCCUCUGUGGACGUACAUCAAUCAUGACCUUGUCCCCAACCCCAAGGGCAAAUACACAUACGGAGCCACCUGCGUGGACACCUGCCCUCAUAACUAUGUGGUGACAGACUUUGGGGCGUGCGUGCGGACCUGCAGUGCCAAUACGUACGAGGUGGAGGACAACGGCGUCCGCAAGUGCAAGCGCUGCGAUGACCUCUGCCCAAAAGUUUGCAAUGGGUUAGGCACGGGCCAACUUGCUACCGCAACAACGAUCAAUGCCGCAAAUAUUGACUCCUUUGAAAACUGCACCAAGAUUAAUGGCCAUAUAUCCUUUCUAUUAAGCUCCAUCAAAGGAGACCGUUUUACCAACACACCAAGGAUGGAUCCCUCAAAGUUGAACAUCUUCAAAACUGUGAGGGAGAUCUCAGGCUAUCUGGUGAUCUUUGAGUGGCCUGAUGACAUGGUCUCCCUCAGCCCCUUUGAAAACCUGGAGGUCAUCCAGGGCAGGACCAAGUACAGGGGCGUCCAGAGUUUCGCCAUCCACAAUAUGACGCGCCUGGAGUACUUGGGGCUGCGCUCGCUGAGGGAGGUGAGCGACGGGGAUGUGUACGUCCGGAAGAACCCUCGUCUCUGCUACACGGGCGACGGAAGCUACUGGAAGCGUCUCUUCAGGCUGGACAGACAGCAGUACACUGUCUCCAUGAACGCUGGUGAAGCAACUUGUGCUCUGCAGAACAGCACCUGUGACAGCUUGUGCUCAGAGGCAGGUUGCUGGGGCCCAGGGCCCAAAAUGUGCCACAGCUGUCUGCACUUCAAGCGCAAGAGUCUCUGUGUGGCCGCCUGCAACCUGCUGCAAGGGUCACCGAGAGAGUAUGUGCUGAACAAGACCUGUCUGGAAUGUGACAGGGAAUGCAAGCCGCAGAACGGCCGUCCGACCUGCCGAGGACCGGGCACAGACCAUUGUGAGCAGUGCCAGCACUACAAGGACGGGCCGCACUGCGUCCUCCGAUGCCCUAACAAUGUGCCCGGGAAGAACAACGUGCCCAUCUUCAAGUACCCGGACAGGAGAGGGGAGUGCCAGUCAUGCCACAUCAACUGCACACAAGGAUGCUUUGGGCCAGGCCUGUCUGGCUGCGAGCCAAGAAGCUCCCACAUGCCCAUGGUAGCGGCGGGGGUGGUGGGAGGGCUGCUCCUGGUCCUCAUCCUGGCUCUCACCAUCAUGGUCUGCGCCCGCCGACGCCACAUCCGCCGCAAGAGGACCCUGCGCAGGCUGCUCCAGGAGAGAGAGUUGGUGGAGCCCCUGACCCCCAGUGGAGAGGCGCCCAAUCAGGCCCUGCUGCGCAUCCUGAAGGAGACAGAGCUCAGGAAGAUCAAAGUGCUGGGCUCAGGGGCAUUUGGCACAGUCUACAAAGGUCUGUGGGUUCCAGAAGGAGAGCAUGUGAAGAUCCCAGUCGCCAUCAAAGAGCUGAGAGAGGUCUCAUCUCCCAAAGCCAACAAAGAGAUCUUGGACGAGGCGUACCUGAUGGCGAGCGUGGAGCACCCCCAUGUGUGUCGCCUACUGGGCAUCUGCCUGACGUCCCCCGUGCAGCUGGUCACCCAGAUCAUGCCCUUCGGCUGCCUGCUCGACUACGUCCGCGAGAACAACGACAACAUCGGCUCCCAGAUCCUCCUCAACUGGUGUGUCCAGAUCGCCAAGGGUAUGAGCUACUUGGAGGAGCGCCAUCUGGUCCACCGGGACUUGGCCGCGAGGAACGUGCUCGUCAAGACUCCCAACCACGUCAAGAUCACCGACUUUGGCUUGGCCAAGCUCCUCAGCGCUGAUGAGAAGGAGUACCAUUCAGAUGGAGGCAAGGUACCCAUCAAGUGGAUGGCAUUGGAGUCCAUUCUCCACUGGACCUACACUCACCAGAGCGACGUAUGGAGCUACGGUGUGACUGUUUGGGAGCUGAUGACGUUCGGGUCGAAACCUUAUGACGGCAUCCCGGCGAGUACCAUUGCUGACAUCCUGGAGAAGGGAGAGCGUCUUCCCCAACCCCCCAUCUGCACCAUAGACGUCUACAUGAUCAUGGUCAAAUGCUGGAUGAUUGACGCAGACAGCCGGCCGCACUUCAGGGAGCUUGUUGGAGAGUUUUCCAAAAUGGCUCGCGAUCCAUCCCGCUACCUGGUCAUACAGGGAGACGAGCGGAUGUGCCUGCCCAGCCCGACGGACACGCGCUUCUACCGGAGCCUGAUCAGCAGCGAGGAGCUGGAGGACGUGGUGGAUCCUGAGGAGUACCUUCUGCCCACCAAGGCCUUCUUCAGACAGGGCACGCCGGGCAUGACCCGCCAGCCCCAACCCCACCACCUCCAGCACCAUCACCAACCGCAGCAGCAGCACCACAACCACCACCACCAACAGCAGCCUCGCCUAACCCUGGUGACCGCCAACGCUGCCUCAACCUCAGCCACAGCCACAGCCAUCACCCCCACACACACAGCACACAACAGCCCCCUCCACAGGCACACAGCCACCCCACACUCGGCCAACACCACCUCCUCCACCUCCACCUCCACACCACCUCCAUCUCCAUCUCCACUGCAUGUGAUCAUUAGAACUAGAAAUCAGAAUGGCCACCCAGUUCGAGAAAACAGCGUAAUUCUACGCUACAUCACAGAUCCAACACAAGGCCCACUUGAGAAAGACCAUCCUCUGCCAGAGUAUGUGAACCAGCAAGAGUCUGAACUCUGCGACAUGAUCAACCCCAACUACGAAGACCCCAUCGAGAUGGACAGGCACGUUGGAUCCAGCACGUACAACAGCUACGGCGUCGAGGAAGAAGAUGAGGAUGAGGAUGAGGAAGGCUACUGUGAGGUGUUUGGGAGCAAUCCGGAAGGCCCAGAGUACCUAAACACGGCCAGGUGUACGCUCCCGCGGCCGCUCUGCUCCGACCUGGACAACCCCGACUACCAAGAGGGCUUUGUGCCUUUGGACAUCCCCAGGAACCUCUUCCUGCCCGCCGCAGAGAACAUGGAGUACCUGGGACUGAAUGGCAAAGUGCAGGCGAGCCCCGCUGCACGUUAAGAGGACGAGCGCUGUGGCAACAGGCUGCAGAUAUGAGCGCAGAUGCGGUGCUUGGUCCAUGGUCCAUUCUCUGGCACCACAUGAGCCUGGCUGAAACUGGGCCUGAAACUGCAAAGGAAGUGGUUCAAUUCAACCAACCCUUGAAGCGUCAAAAAAAAAAAAACUUCAGCUCUUAUCCUGCAGUGUUAUAUUUAUAAGGCUUAAUGAGUUUUUCACAUGAGCACCUGAACAAAUACCGGGGAUUUGUUGUGUGAUUGACGUGUGAGCGGAUGGGUUUGUGCGUACGUUGGUAUUGGUAUGUACGUAUGUGUAUGCCCACCACGGGUGUGUGAGAAUUGCACAGUAUCCGUGCCCUUCAAUAUGGCUGCCAGAGCCAUCUGGAGCGCCCCCCCUCUCUCUGGAUAAAUAAAACCGUCACCGUGGCAGCAAUCCACAGGAUAAAGGUGGCGGAUGCUCACCGAUGACCGUUGACCUCACCUUGAGCCUUGGCUCUCAGCCAGCAAAGUUACAGCCACACAGCCGUGGCACCUUCGCCCCCUGGAGACCUCCAGCGGAGGAAGAGACGCGAAUAGGACACAACAGGAGCACUGUAGCCUGCCAGGACAGGACACAUCACUGACUCACACAUCAGGGGCUAAUGACAAACACACACGCAGUGUUUUAGAGUGAAGAUGGUUAUGUUACAUUACAUUACACUUAGCUGACGCUUUCAUCCAAAGCGACUUACAGUUAUUUUAGUUUGAAGCACUGGGUAUAGGUUAUAGUACCUGGAGCAGUGUGGGGUUAGGCAUCUUGCUCAAGGGCACUUCAGCCAUGGAGUGAGAUAGGGAGUAGAAUGGUGGGAUUUGAACCUGCAACCCUCUGAUCUUAAGUUCCAUUUUCUUAACCACUAGGCCACGGCUGCUACUGGUUAUGUAAUAGCUUCUUUGAGGGGAAAAAACAGAUAUAAACAUAAAAAGAAAGAAAGCCUGCAAGGGCCGAGGGAAGUUUUCACAGUGAAUAAACGAAAAGUACUUGAAAUGAAAUACCACAACAAUUUUCACGAGACACCCUUGUAGUCACAAUAGUCUACUAGGAACUAGUUUAGUUAACAGUACACUGCAGGAUAAUUUAUUAUUUUCCAUUUUCAAAACUCCAGUGUAGAUCCGCUUUUGAACUGCAAACAAUAGUUCAAUGUAUCAGUGUUCAUUUAGUGCAGGGGUCCCCAAACUAAGGCCCGGGGGCCGGAUGCGGCCCGCCAUGUCCCUUUGACCGGCCCUCCACCUCUCUGCACCUCAUCAUUUGAACUGGCCCAAAGAAGCAAUCCUCUCAGAAAAAAAUAGUAAUAAUAAUAUGUUUUUUUUAAACAUUGUAUUUUGUUUAUCAACAGGCGUUCCUACAGUUUAAUUUUCACUAACCUAGUGUGAAUCACCAGAAGUUUCUUGUCUUGACAGCUUCUCAUCUCACUGUAAUAUAAACAGGCCUACCAUUUCUAUUGUAUCACUCAUAAGCUGUCAAUCACCAUAUUUUUCUAACCUUUCCAUGCUGUUUUUACAUGGUUAUUAGAAGGAAUACCUGUGGUAUUUUAAAUUGAAAAACAUGUGAAGUACUCACUGCUUUUGCAAAUCGCAUGUAAUAAUGAACUAUUCUGUGCUAGAAAUUAUGGCUUUAACAGGCAGCGGCCUAGUAUACAGCCCACAUGAUUGAUCCCGGUCCCUGAUCACAGUCAGGAAUAAUAAUGUGGCCGCCAGAGAAAAAAGUUUGGGGACCCCUGAUUUAGUGUUUAAAGAUGCAUAACUGUGAAAUGGGUACAAAACAAUUUGUAUUUGUACAUGUUUUGUAUAUUGUCUUAUUUUAGCAGAAUGUUACAGAAUGUCCUUGUAGAGUUGUUUUGGAAUGUAAUGUUGAAGCAGUAUUAUAAUUGUUUGUGUGAUGCAGGAACUGGCUGAUCUAGCAAUCUUAACAAUUUCAAAAUACUCAAAAACAUGUUUUUAUUGUGUUUCUCAGUAAAUAUCCGUAAAGUCACUGUUUUCUUGUUUGGAUGUCCUCCGGAAAACCAGAUAACAUUAACCCAGCUCCAACUGCCCCAAUGUCAAGGCCAAUGAUGGCUUUGGCCGGGCCUAAAGGGCCCUCCUCUCAAUACAUACCUUGUAAUGAGGUCCUAGUUUUGUAUCCCCUCUCCCGGGGCUUUUUUAAAACUGAAUUGCUUUUGUGGCAUUUUGGAAAAGAGCUCUUCAAUUUUUUUUGGUGCCCCGAGUCAAAUCUGUACAGUAAGCAAGACUACUUAAUAGCACAACAAGAAUGUUGUACACACGUAACUAUUAAUUAUUCAAUCAAAAACACUUUAAAUAAUAUGAAGCCUUGAAUAAUGCACCAGGCACACUGCAUGGGAACUACUAUGUGGUCAUUUUGUGAAUGAACAAUGGGCAAUAAUGGAUAGAAGUGCUGCAGAGAGCAAGGUUUGCAUUUUUCUACUAAAGUAGUAAAGUAGUUUGAUACUGAAAUGGAGGGACUUUGCUGUUUGCUUUGGCACAUUUUACCCACAAAAUGGCCAGAAUUUCAAUUAUUAAUUACAUGUGUUUGGUUCCACAAGUAGGCCUAUGUGUUGAUUUUCCUUUAGUUUAGACAAAGAUUGAGGACUGCAGUUUUUACGGUAGCUUUACUUUGCUGUUUGCAUAGGUUUAAAUCCCAACUAAUGUUUUAUAGACCAUGAAUCCAAAAAUCUGUUGCAUUGUACUAUUUUGUUAAAAUGUGCUAGAUUUGAAACAAUGUGUCAAUUUCUCAGUCUACCUUUCUCUCUAAUCCUGUUUCAGUGGCUCAUAGUUAGUUGGCUUUUCCUGUUUACCAUUUCCUACUUUAUAGGAGGUGGACUAUCACCAAGUAUGUGCACACACACGCCACCAAAGAUUUGGAUCAGUUUCAAAGACAACACAUCCUGAUGCAUUUAAAGGGUUGUUUGAGAACACAGUCACACACACACACAUACACACACACUUUGCCUCUUAACUAGGCAUUUCACAUCUCAAUCUUUUUUUUUUUGUUCUGUCGACUUGUACAGUAUAGUUAAACACUGUUUCAGUAGUUUCUUAAGCUUUUUGAAAAGCACGGAGGUCGCAAACUUCUGGUCGAGGAGACUAUCGUGUGGUCUGAGUAGGCCUUCCUGUGAUGUGAUAAACAGUAUGUGUACAUUUUAAUGCACUUAAUAUUUUCAUGUUGUCGCGAUUUAGUUUGUUGGCAUCCAAUAGCAAUAAACACACGUGAACGUAAA